AGGGUAAAGUUUAUGUCAGGCAGUAUUUUGAAAGUUCAAAAUUAAUUGGAUUUCCAGAGAAAGAGAGAGAAGAAGAAGAAGUAUCCAUCAGACACCACCAUUAAUGUCCUCUGUUUUAGAAAGAUCAGGAAAUAUCACACCUCUUUACUAGAAACUUUCUCUUUUCAUCAAAAUUUUUACAUUUCUCUUUCUCUCUCCCUGUAAAUUUCUUGCUAGCUUUAAUUUUGGUUUUAGUUGUCUAUAUAUAUUGGAGAUCCAAAAAUAAAUAUAUAUUAGAUUUCAUCUUUCAUCAAUGUAAUGAGCAAUCUAGGUUUCCAUGGUGAGAGGCGAUAUUACUGCUCCGAGAUUUCCGAUCUAGUUAUUGUUUCUUGAAAUUCUGAUUGUGUAAAUAAAGGUGAAGCUGAGAAAAUGGAUAGAUUUCAACACAAGAGAUCUUAUGGAAGAGAUAAACAACAACAUUAUCAAUCAUCAACUAAGGUCAGAAACUAUUCUGAUCCACCAGCUAACGUGAUUUACACUCAUAGACCUUCUUCUACAGGAAAUUCUCAAAUAAGAAGACAUGUAGAUGCUUUAGAUGCGGUAUCUGAUACUGGUUCUUGCAGUAGCGGUCUAAGUGAGGACGAUUCUUUUGGGUUUGAGUUGAGACAGGGUUCUACUAGGAGGACUAGUGAAACACGGAUAAAAAAACUAGUGGCAGAAGAGUUGGCAAAGGAAAUGGAUUCCAGACGACGUUCUCCCAGUGUUAUUGCACGUCUGAUGGGUCUUGAUGUACCACCACCUGAGCAACCAACUCAUAAACAAGAGAAAAAGUUUUCAGAGAGUUAUCAAAGGAGAACUGCCGCUAUUGGUUUUGUGGAGAAAAACUCAUCACAAGAUGCUAGGUCAUUUAGGACCAAUAAUAGAGAGACACAGGAAUUCAAGGAUGUCUACGAAGUCUUUGAAACAUCACAAGCUGUGAAGCAUGGCAACUCUGGAGGUCCUAAGGAAACAACAAGCUCGAUGGUAAGUGAGGCUAAGAUGGAAUACAUAAGGCAGAAGUUCAUGGAUGUCAAACGUCUCUCUACUGACGAGAAACUUCAGCAUUCAAAGGAAUUUCAUGAUGCAUUGGAUGUCUUGGAUUCUAAUAAAGACGUUUUGCUGAAAUUCUUGCAAGAACCAGAUUCUCUGUUCACAAGACAUCUCCAUGAUCUGCAAGGUAUUCCUCCCCCUCCGCCAUCAGGGCACAUAACUGUUCUAAAGUCAUCCAAUGCCCACAAGUAUGAGAAAUGGAAACUAGAGAGAGAACAGUGGAGGGAUGAUACAAGUUAUUGCAGAAAAUCUCCACAAGAUGGGGGUAUUAGUCACUCACCAAAUAAACAUACUGUUCGCACUUCGAGCAAGGUGUACAAAGUUCGAGCUGAAAAAGGGAACGAAGUGUCCCUUCUCCCAACAAGGAUUGUGGUUCUUAAGCCAAAUGUUGGAUCAUUGCAAAAGCCAUCACGACCUGUGCCGUUUCCAAAUUCUCAGGAAGACCUUCAAUCAGCUCAUGGGAAACAUAGAAGUUCCGGGAACAGGGCUGUAGAAGUGAGGGAUCGGAGGCUCUCUUCUAGAGAAGUCGAAGUUUUGAAACAUAGGGCUCAUGGAUCUCAGGAGAUUGCAAAGGAGAUCACAAGACAAAUGAGGAACGGUGUCAGGAGCAGAAGCUCAACGAAAGUUGCGAGCUCUGGUCCUGGAGGAUAUGGUGGGGAUUAUAGCUCCUGCACAAGUUCGGUUAAUGAUUUCGUCGAUGAUUCUGAUGUGAGGAAUCGGAAAAGCAAAUACAGUCCAUCAACAUCCUAUUCAACCGAGUCAUCUGUUUCCAGGGAGGCCAAGAAGCGAAUCUCAGAAAGGUUGAAAAUGACCAACAGUUCUCAGAAAGUGCGAAGACCUAGUAGGAGCAAUACGCUGGGUGAAAUGCUUGCUAUGCCUGACAGAGAAACAAGGCCUGCAAAUCAGGAAGAUAACUCCGACAGAUUGGCUUCAAAUGACGGGGUUGCAAAAUGGGGAACUCCUUUGGGUAUCAGCAGUAGAGAUGGUUGGAAGGAUGAAUAUGCCAGAAGCCUCCCAAGAUCGAGAUCCCUUCCAUCAUCCUCUACGGUUUUAAGCCCGAGAAAAGUUAUCAGAGAUGGAGCAUUUGGCAGUGAUAGGUCUUCAUUUACGAAAGGGGCUAUAAAUAGGGGAUCAAAUCAGUCGAGGAGGCCCGAAUAUGACCAUCGAGAAGGGUUCUUCACCAAAAACAGCAUAAGAUCUGGGAGAAGAAGGUCUAAUUCGUUUUCACAUGCAGUUUUAGAUUAUAUUCCUAACCUGCAAGAAGCUCAUCUCAAACCAGAUGAACUAAGGGCUAACGAAAAGAAUGAUCUGCUGGAAAGUACUUCUAUUGCUCUUGCUCAAUCUGACAGUGAUCCAGAUGUUACAUCACCAAUUACUAUUGAGAUUCCUUGUGACAUGCCUGGGGAUGCUGAGAUGUGCUGGAACCAAGAAAGAAAAGAUACUGAGAUGUGCUACGAAUCUCUUGCAACUCCUGAACCAAAAACCAGUGCCUCGUCAUUGAAAGAUGAAAACUCCGUGGAGACUGAUCUAGAUGUUCCAAUUCACGAGAAGUUCUCAACCGAAGAAGCCCCAGAGGAGUGCUUGCAUUCCGCAACAAAUCCUGUGACUGAAUCAGAAUCUCCUAGGUGCUCCAAAGAAGCCGAACAACCUAGUCCGGUUUCUAUUCUUGAACCUGUGUUUGUAGAUGAGGCCUCACCUGAUUCGGAUUGCUUCGGGAGUGUCAGUGCUGACCUCCAAGGUCUCAGAAUGCAACUACAACUUUUGAAGUUAGAAUCUACUGAAGAUGCUUACUCGGAAGAUAUGGAAAUGGCUGUGUCAAGCGAUGAUGAAACUGGAGAAGGGUCUGUUUGUUUUUCAAAUGAGAAAGGAGAUCUAAUAGAAAGGCUUAGUGGCGAAAAUAGCAGGGACUUCUCCUAUCUAAUUGACGUGUUGGUUGACUCGCAAUUUCUUGAUUCAGACACCAAUAUGCAACUGACAACAUGGUAUGCUCCAGAUUGUCCACUUAAUUUAUCUGCAUUUGAAAAUCUAGAAAAAAAGUACAAUGGAGAUGCAACAGAAUGGCUAAGGUCAGAAAGGAGACUAUUAUUUGACAGAAUAAACUCGGGAUUGAUUAAGAUUCUUCAGCAACACGAAGACCCGCAUCCAUGGGUAAAAGCAACACGAAAAAUAGGACGUGGGUUUAGAAAAGAACCACUUGAGGAAGAGCUGUGGAAGUUGUUGUUGGCUAGUGAGAGAGAGGAAGAGUCGGCAGAAAAUGUGAUGGUUAUGGGCAAAGAUAUAAGGUGGUUGGAAUUGGGAGAUGAAAUUGAUGUGGUGGGCAGAGAAAUAGAAAGAUCUUUAAUGGAUGAAUUGGUAGCAGAGUUUCUACUGAGUGUGUUAAAAAAUUGAGUUUGGACUACCCAAAUCUAGUUUUUUUGUAUCGGGCAUCAGAUUAUAUAUAUACCAGUAAAAUGUAUCAAAAGUUUCAAACAUUAUAUUUCGUUUACAUCAUGAAAAUCCGAUAGUAGUAAA
Papaver somniferum (opium poppy) is the source of this 3579-nucleotide messenger RNA. RefSeq lists its product as uncharacterized. NCBI's taxonomy places the organism in Eukaryota, Viridiplantae, Streptophyta, Magnoliopsida, Ranunculales, Papaveraceae. The record is from RefSeq and is a predicted model, not a curated record. The transcript has 5 exons. Bases 409 to 3456 code for a protein of 1015 amino acids.